Molecule: messenger RNA, 1723 nt
Organism: Rhipicephalus sanguineus (brown dog tick)
Lineage: Eukaryota; Metazoa; Arthropoda; Arachnida; Ixodida; Ixodidae
Product: tRNA-dihydrouridine(16/17) synthase [NAD(P)(+)]-like
Exons: 11
Coding region: 179-1699 (506 amino acids)
Biological process (GO): tRNA processing
Molecular function (GO): flavin adenine dinucleotide binding; tRNA dihydrouridine synthase activity
Source: RefSeq, a predicted model, not a curated record
AGCUGCAGAAACAACUAACAACUCUUUCUCGGCAGCAGCCGCCGCAACCCGCAGCUACCGCAGCUCAUUGGCGUGACGCGCUGUGCACGCUCGUGCGUUGCACGUGUGCGUUUCUAAAGUAAACAGACGUAGUUUAGGGUUUUCGUUUCGUAACAGCGCAGCGCACCAGUCCACCGCCAUGCCCGAGAAACUGUCGGGCUACGAGUUCUGGACGAAAGUUCUGAAGAGCCCGAAGUUCGUCGUCGCGCCGAUGGUGGACCAGAGCGAACUGGCCUGGCGGCUGCUCAGUCGAAGACACGGCGCCCAACUCUGCUACACGCCCAUGCUACACGCGGCCGUGUUUCUCAAGGACCCCAAGUACCGAAAGGAAACCCUGGCCACCUGUGACGAAGACACCCCGCUCAUAGUUCAGUUUUGUGCCAACGACCCUGACGUGUUGUUCGAGGCAUCCCGUAUGGUGGUGGGACAGUGCUGCGCUGUUGAUCUCAACCUCGGCUGCCCCCAGGCCAUUGCCCGUGCCGGGCAUUACGGGGCUUUCCUUCAGGACGAGUGGGAUCUCCUUUCCAGAAUGGUGAACAAGUUGCACACGGAGCUCGAGAUUCCCAUCACGUGCAAAGUGCGGGUGUUCCCAGAAGUCGACAAGACCGUCGAGUACGCCAAGAUGCUGGAGGCCGCUGGAUGUCAGGUCCUGACUGUCCACGGCCGGACGAGAGACCAGAAAGGGCCGUUCACUGGCCUCGCAAACUGGGAACACAUCAGGGCAGUCAAGCAGAGUGUCAAGAUCCCUGUGAUCGCCAACGGAAACAUCCAGUAUCUGCACGAUGCUCUGCGAUGCCUCGAGGAAACUGGAGUGGACGCAGUCAUGUCGGCCGAGGGCAACCUUCACAAUCCGUACCUGUUCACCGGCACUCAACGUCCUGUCUGGGAGGCAGCACUGGAAUAUCUGGAGCUGGUCCGUCAAUAUCCGUGUCCAACCUCGUACAUCAGGGGUCACUGCUUCAAGCUACUCCACCACUGCAUGACCAUGCCCGAGAACGUGGACUUGAGAGAAAAGCUCGCAAAGGCGAGCUUGGUCGAGACUUUCGAAGAGGUCGCCAAGGCGCUGAGGGAGCGGUUUCAGGACAAAACGUGGGAUCCGGAUCCCAACUCUCCACAGGCCGACCUUCCAUUCCCGCCUUGGAUCUGCCAGCCGUACGUUAGGCCAAGCCCCGAGGUGUCGCAGGAGACGAAGCGAGACCUGAAUGCGGAGUACCAGAAGCUGCUGGAGAUGACGGCGGCCAUCAAGCGCCCCGCUGACCUGGACCUGCUCAGCCUGUCGAGGAAGCAGCUCAAGCGGCUGCGCAAGAACCCUCGCAAGGCGUUUGCCAAUCGCGAGCAGUUCAUGCCCUGUGCCAAGUGCCCCAACCCAAGGUGUACAAAGUGUGUCUACGAUCUCUGCAAGCCGUGCUGUCGUAACCGGGUCAGGGAGAACUUCGAAAAUUGCGAAGGGCACAGUUUCUUCUUCAAGCCCAGGACAGAAGAAGAAGAGCUAAAAAUGAGAACAGCCAAGGAAGCAAGGGAGAUCUUGAACGUGCCCGCAAACAGCGUGACUGAAAGUUCUUUAAUAGAGACGGCUUCUCAGAAAUGCCAACUUGAUUUUCUUCGCAAACCAGUCGGCCCCGUUCAAAUGUACAAAUCACUGAGUAAUAUAUGUACAUAAUACUGGCAAAUCGGCUGUCUCCUU